This is a messenger RNA of Linum tenue, 1839 nucleotides long. The record is from the annotation of a GenBank genome assembly. Lineage: Eukaryota; Viridiplantae; Streptophyta; Magnoliopsida; Malpighiales; Linaceae.
AUGGGUUCUUCGGUCCACAGCAUAAAGUUCGUUACUUUACUCACUCUGGUGCUCAUCGCCGCCUUCUUCUCCCCUAGUCCAACAGUUUCCCAAGUCGUGGAAGAUGACGUCAGGUGCCUGGAAGGUUUGAGGAGUUCGCUGCAGGACCCAGAAGCGAAAUUGAGCUCCUGGAACUUCAGCAACAGGACGGGGAACUACAUAUGCAAGUUCGUCGGGGUUUCCUGCUGGAACGAUCGGGAGAGCAGGAUCAUAAACCUAGAAUUGAGGGACAUGAGUCUCGCCGGUCCAGUCCCGGAUUCGUUGGCCUACUGUGGCAGCAUCACGGUGCUGGAUCUCUCCAACAACGCUCUCUCUGGUACGAUUCCUCCCCAGAUAUGCAAUUGGUUGCCCUACCUAGUGACGCUCGAUUUGUCGAACAAUGAUCUCACUGGUUCGAUCCCACCUGACCUUUCGCGGUGUAGUUACUUGAACAGCUUGAUUCUGUCGAAUAAUAAGCUCUCUGGUUCAAUCCCUUAUGGGUUCAAUAGCUUGUCUAGGUUGAAGAAGUUCUCUGUGCAGAACAAUGGGCUCACUGGUAGGGUUCCUGAUUUCUUCAGUGGGUUUGAUUCUGCUGAUUUUGAGGGGAAUGAUGGGCUCUGUGGGAAGCCGUUGGGGAAGUGUGGUGGAUUGAGCAAGAAGAGUCUUGCUAUUAUAAUUGCUGCUGGUGUGUUUGGUGCUGCUGCUUCAUUGCUCUUGGCAUUUGGGGUAUGGUGGUGGUUCCAUUUGAGGUAUGGGAGGAAGAAGGGAUUAGGUUAUGGAGCUGGAAGAGGUGAUGUUGCUGCUGAUGAUUUAGCUAGUUGGGCCGACAAGUUGAGAGCUUACAAGCUAGUUCAAGUCUCGUUGUUCCAGAAGCCUCUUGUGAAGCUCAAGCUAGCUGAUCUGAUGGCUGCAACCAACAAUUUCAACCCUGAAAACAUCGUGAUCUCAACUCGAACUGGGACUACUUAUAAGGCUGUUCUUCCCGAUGGAUCUUCCCUUGCUGUGAAACGUCUGACCCCUACUAAGCUCGGGGAGAAGCAGUUUAGGAAUGAGAUGAAUCUGUUAGGUCAAGUUAGGCACCCAAAUUUGGCUCCACUUCUGGGGUUUUGUAUAGUGGAGGAAGAGAAGCUGUUGGUAUAUAAGUACAUGUCGAACGGAACAUUGUAUAAUCUACUGCAUUGUAGUCCUGGGCCGGGUUUGGACUGGCCAACCAGGUUCAGAAUCGGGUUGGGUGCCGCUCGGGGUCUGGCCUGGCUUCACCAUGGCUGCAAGCCACCGCUCUUGCACCAGAAUGUGUGCUCAAACGUUAUCAUGGUUGAUGAGGAUUUCGAUGCUAGGAUAAUGGACUGUGGACUUGCCAAGCUCAUGAUGACCUCAGACUCCAAUGUCGACGAGAGCAGUUAUGUGAAUGGGGACCUGGGUGAGGUUGGAUAUGUUGCACCAGAGUAUGCAAACACGAUGGUUGCAUCGCUGAAAGGGGAUGUGUAUGGGUUUGGAGUUGUGAUUAUGGAGCUGGUGACAGGGCAGAAGGCUAUCGGUGGCGGAGAAGAAGGGUUUAAAGGUAACUUGGUGGAAUGGGUGAAUGGGAUUUGUGGCUCGGGGAGGAGUAACAAGGAUGCCAUUGACGGAGAGAUCCGUGGGAAGGGACAUGAUGAGGAUAUUCUGGAGGUGCUCAAGGUUGCUUGUGACUGCGUUGUGGCUCGGCCUAAAGAUAGGCCUUCGAUGUACCGAGUUUAUCAGUCGUUGAAGAUGAUUGGCAAUGAUUUCGAUUUCGAGGAGCAGGACGAAGAAUUCCCAUUGAUUUUUGGUGAACAAGUGUAG